GACGUCGGCUGGAAGCGCUCUGUGGCGGCCGGUCCAAGGAGAUGCUAUGGAUUAUGGCCAUGUUGUACAAAUAAUGGAUGCUAUUAUGGAGAUGGAUCUUCCAGGGAGUCAACCCAGAGGGAAACAGAAAGUAUAGUUUAAAAGGAUCCUUGGGGUUUUAGCAUGAAAGGACAGAAGAGAAAAAGAUACAAAUCUUUUAUCAGUCAUAAGGACAAGCUACAUAACUAAGGAACAGCUAUGUUGCGAGAUGCCAUUGGAAAGACUUUUCGUCUUCUUGGAUACACCAUUCAGUAUGGGUGCAUAGCUCAUUGUGCCUUUGAAUAUCUUGGUGGAGUUGUUGUGUGUUCCGGACCUUCGAUGGAGCCUACAAUUCAAAAUUCAGAUAUUGUCAUUUCAGAGAAUCUCAGCUGCCAUUUUUAUUCCAUUCAGAAAGGUGAUAUUGUCAUUGCAAAAAACCCAAGUGAUCCAAAAUCAAAUAUCUGUAAAAGGGUAAUUGGCUUGGAAGGAGAUAAAGUCUGUACAAGCAGUCCUUCAGAUUUUAUUAAGAUUCACAGUUAUGUACCUAAAGGACACGUUUGGUUAGAAGGUGAUAAUCUCAGAAAUUCUACUGACUCCAGGUGUUACGGUCCUGUUCCAUAUGGGUUGAUAAAAGGACGUAUUUGCUUUAAGCUAUGGCCUCUGACUGAUUUUGGAUUUCUACGUGCAAGUCCCAAUAGUAACAGGAUUUGUAAGGACUGAAUGAAUUAUGCUCAUCUGAUUUCUUCUAUAGCCUUAAAAAAAACCUCCAUAAAGAUAUUUUAUAUACCAUAAAAAUUGUGCAGUUAAGAUUCCCUAUGGAUUUAAAUACAAAUUGUUUAAAACUAUACAACACUUUUCAUCUAUCCCACAUACAAAUCCUUCUAACA
This is a messenger RNA of Gekko japonicus, 905 nucleotides long. It is a transcript of the gene IMMP1L, whose product is annotated as inner mitochondrial membrane peptidase subunit 1. Gene Ontology annotation, molecular function: serine-type endopeptidase activity. NCBI's taxonomy places the organism in Eukaryota, Metazoa, Chordata, Lepidosauria, Squamata, Gekkonidae. Gene Ontology annotation, cellular component: membrane; mitochondrial inner membrane peptidase complex. The coding region runs from base 238 to 738 and encodes 166 amino acids. The transcript has 8 exons. The record is from RefSeq and is a predicted model, not a curated record.